GCCCGGGACGCGGCCUGGUCGCCGGGCUCGGCUUGGCUGUCCGCCCGCUACCGACGCGCGGCCGUCAGCCGUGGUGUAUUUCUUGCUUAUGAUUACUAUGGCUGCAGUGGAUCGUUUCUCCCUCUUGUACAGAGAGAUCAGUCGUGCCUGCAAUUUUUACAUUGAGGCCCUGGCUAUAGUUGGAACUUGGUAUACAGCUAGAAAGUGCAUCAGUUUUGCUUGUAGCACUUACAAUCUACUCAGGUUGCAUUUUCUUCCAAAGCUGGUCGGUGAGAUUGAUCUGGUCAAGCAAUAUGGAAGAUGGGCUGUAGUCACUGGUAGCACAGAUGGUAUUGGGAAAGCAUAUGCUGAAGAGCUGGCAAGACGGGGUGUCAACAUCAUCUUAAUCAGCCGAAACAAGGAGAAACUAGAGGCUGUAUCUCAAAGCAUAGCUGAAACCUAUAAAGUGGAAACAGAUUUCAUAGUAUUUGAUUUCAGCAAGGGGCGUGAGGCUUACUUAGCCAUUAAGGAGGCCCUAAAAGACAGAGAAAUUGGAAUUUUGGUGAAUAAUGUAGGACAAUUUCAUUCCUACCCGGACUACUUUGUCAACGUGUCUGAAGAUAUAUUGUGGGACAUGAUCAAUGUAAAUAUUGUUUCUGCUAACAUGAUGAUACAUAUUGUGCUGCCAGGCAUGGUAGAAAAGAAGAAGGGUGCAAUUGUGAAUUUGUCUUCUGCAGUCUGUUAUAAACCCACGCCAAUGUUGUCAUUAUAUGGAGCCUGUAAAAGCUACUUGGACUAUUUCAGUAGAGCACUACAUUACGAGUAUGCCUCAAAAGGAAUCUUCAUUCAGAGUUUAACUCCAUUUGCAGUUACUACAAAAAUGCUGUCGUGCAGUAGCAUUACAUCGAAACGUUCUUUAUUUUUUCCUUCUUCUGAAGAAUAUGCAAGGCAAGCUGUUUCUACUCUUGGGUUGUCCAAAAGGACUACUGGUUUCUGGAAGCAUACAAUACAGGUCGCAUUGGGCAAGCACAUACCUGAGUGGAUCUGGGCAUGGGUUGCACAGUCUUUCUGCAGAAGUGUGCGCAAGGAAGCUUUAGCAAGCAAACUGAAAUAAGAAUAUCCAGCUGUCCGGUGUAAAUGAGUACAGUAUUCUGAUCUGAGUGCUGCAAGAAUGUUUAGAGUACCCUGAAUUUACUCGAAUUUAUUCAUACUCUGCUAAACAGUGUAUAACCUAGACACUGGAAGACUGCAUUCUGUCUGUAUCUUUGUAUUAAAUAGUUCCUCUCUGUUUUCCUCUAGGACACAAAUCCAGAUGAUCUUGUUAAGGAUAGUCUUGGUUCACUUCUGUCUUUAAUGUAAUUGAACAGGAAUAGGUACAGUUUUCAUUCUGAUAGCGAAUGACUGUCUCUUCCAUAGCGCUAAAUGAUUGCAACUUAAGUCAACAGAAUUUGAGAAUUCCCCAAAUCUUGCAAAAAUGGGCCCAAGAGAGAUCCAAAAUCAUGCUGUUUAAAAAGACGAUACCAGUCAACUAAUAGGUUUCUAUAACGUGCAGUUUUGUGUAACUUUUCUGGUCUUUUAAUUGCAAAUGUUUAUAUGUUUUAAGUGUGUAUUUUUUGUGUAUUUGAAUUGUGUAAUUAAAGGACUUCUCAAAAUUAA
Messenger RNA from Rhea pennata, 1635 nucleotides. RefSeq names its product hydroxysteroid dehydrogenase like 1 (gene HSDL1). NCBI's taxonomy places the organism in Eukaryota, Metazoa, Chordata, Aves, Rheiformes, Rheidae. Gene Ontology annotation, cellular component: mitochondrion. The record is from RefSeq and is a predicted model, not a curated record. Bases 89 to 1093 code for a protein of 334 amino acids. Gene Ontology annotation, molecular function: oxidoreductase activity. The transcript has 5 exons.